AUGAAGUCUACGGCUGACCUCGCAGCUCCGAAAGAAGCGAUGUCUGAUCAGAAGAGAAGCGUGGACGAUGAGCCUGCAGAAGACUCUCCACCACCCGCAGUGAAGUGGUGGCGCAUCCGCCCGACGGUGGAGCCGCUGGUGGUGCUCUUCAUGUUCUCCUACGUGACGACACACUCGGUGGUCAGCGGGCUCUUCCUGGAUCGCGUGUGCGGCUCCAGCGACCCCGACGUGUGCACCAACGAGCACCGCGCCUACUCCAGCACGCUCACCACCUGGAAAGGCAUCAUCGAGGCAGUCGUGCCAGCCGCUGUGUCACUCUUCAUCGGCAGCUGGAGCGACAAGUUUGGACGGCGUCCCAUCUUCAUCUGGUCGUUUGCCGGGAACGCCAUCAGCUAUGGCUUGUUCUCUGGGCUGUCUGCGAUUCCAGACCUAGCGCCAGAGUGGUUGCUGAUGCCGUCCAUAGUGGCCACCUUCAGUGGCGGCAUGAUGAACCUCAUGGCUGUAGCCAAUGUCUACAUUGCUGACAUCAGCCCUGUGGGGCAGAAGGAGCUCAGACUGGGCAUCCUGGACGCCUCGAUGUACUCGGCCCAGAUGGUGGCGUCAGGGCUGUCCUCGCCGCUGUACUCGGCCCUCAACUACCACGGGAUGUUCGCGCUGGCCGCCGGCUUCAUGUUGCUCUGUCUGCUCUACUCCAUCUUCCUGCUGCAGGAGACAACUGCGCCCUACACGCCGUCUCAAGACGAGAGCUGCGGCUGCUGCAAGGGGAUCUUCCGCCCCCAGCUGGUGCGCGACGCGCUCAAGACGUCCCUGAUGAAGCGGCCUCACCACGGGCGCUCAGCCAUCCUCAUCGUCAUCUUCGUGGUCGUCACUGGUGUCCUCAUCUCCCAAGGAGAAGGCAUAGCCAACUACCAGUUCGUGAACGCCAAAUUCCAUUGGACGAUAGACCAGAACCUUCUGUAUGGAUUCUUCAACAAUGGCACCACUGCUGUAGGAACCUUGGUGGGCGUGAUGGUGUUCGUGCGGUGGCUCAAGUUGGGCGACGGCUGGAUAGCCCUCAUCACCUUCUCCUGCAAGAUCGCUGCCUCCAUAAUUUAUGCCAUAUCACCAGAGUCCUGGUUUAUGUUUCUGGAGUAUAUUCAGAGGAAGCAUCGUGCAGCUGUAUUCUUCGCCAUGGCCACCACUCCGCCAGUCCGGCGCUACAGGUCUCCCGCGAAUGAAAUGUGUUCUGAUUUGUUUGCAGGCGGAGCCAUCAGUUGCUUCGGAGCCUUGAUCUGGGUUCUGGCCAGGGCGAUGCUGACGAGGCUGGUCGCCAAGGACGAGAUAGGCCAGGUGUUCGCGCUGGCGGUCACCCUGGAGGCGUUGACUCCUCUGGCGGGGCCUCCCAUCUACAACGCCGUCUUCAAGGCGACCAUCGAUUACUUCCCUGGAGCCUUCCACCUUUUGUCCGCGGGGAUCAUGGCACUCGACCUCGCUAUGCUGCUGAGAAUAAAUAAUGUCGAGAAGAAGAUAAUGUUUAAAGGAUUUAUUAAUGAAGAAAAUAAGGGCGCUGCGUGUGUGAAGAUGAGGCUAAUGCGUUUCCGAGGAGAAGAGGAACUGGCCACUUAUGAUGAUUCUGAGGAAGAUCCUGCUCUGCGAGAGAAGAAUAAUGGUGAAGAUGCUCUGACUGGUAUUCGAAUCAAGAUUCAGACGUCAGUGAACUUGACAGAAGCAAAAAGAGAGGAAUAA
This is a messenger RNA of Schistocerca nitens (vagrant locust), 1725 nucleotides long. Its product is annotated as proton-coupled folate transporter-like. Gene Ontology annotation, molecular function: transmembrane transporter activity. Bases 1 to 1725 code for a protein of 574 amino acids. Gene Ontology annotation, cellular component: membrane. Gene Ontology annotation, biological process: transmembrane transport. The record is from RefSeq and is a predicted model, not a curated record. The transcript is spliced from 10 exons. NCBI's taxonomy places the organism in Eukaryota, Metazoa, Arthropoda, Insecta, Orthoptera, Acrididae.